Messenger RNA from Linum trigynum, 795 nucleotides. Lineage: Eukaryota; Viridiplantae; Streptophyta; Magnoliopsida; Malpighiales; Linaceae. The record is from the annotation of a GenBank genome assembly.
CUUGUGCCUUCACGGGUUUGCUUGCUUGACUGUGUGCAGGUAGUGCAUGACCCGUAGACAAUCGGGAGGUUUACUGCCGUUGGAUCCGGAGCUUGAAUGCACCUGUCGCCAACUCAUGAGACAAUAGCGAGCUAGACUGGCUAUGGAGGAGCGCAUAGACGGCCACUUGAGCAGCGAUUCUGAGGUAGAGUACGAGAUGAAAGGCGAACACAACCCACACCAGGGGAAUCCUCUCCAGGUUCCCCCGGUGAAUCAGAUCUUGGGGAACAACCCCAUACCCCAGGCAGAUGGGGUUCAUCAUCAUCCACCGCUGCCGGGUCCCACCUUGGAGUACUACUACACUCCACGGGUUGCUGAUAUCCGCCCUGUCAUCCUCUACCCGCCCAUUCCAGUGAACAACUUGGAGAUCAAGCCAUGCUGGAUUCAACUCAUUACAUCAUCUGUCCAGUUCCUGUUGACGGCUUCGAGCGCGAGAAGCCUGCACUUGAUGAAGAAUUCACUCUUCUUCUCGACCUGAAAAACCUAAAUCGACUUUGGCCAAGUACAGGUGAAAGGCAACAAAGAGUGGCAGUGAAAAUAUCAAAACAAAGAGAUCAAGCAAUAUAAUUUGGAUCGAGCUAUCUUUGUAACUGGGCUAGAAGCCUCAAGCCCAAUCAAUUAAUUCCUCUGAUCCAAGAGUGAUGAACAGCCGAGUUGCUCUACCCAAAACUGUGCGUUUCAGGACUGAACCUUCCCCUCCUUCCUCGUGUACCUUUUAGACCGAUCCCCUUUUACAAAUAAACACUCAACCAAGCA